GAAGCGACUCGACAUUGACCUAAAAUCCAAAGAGAAUUCAAUUGUCAACGUCAGCUAACAGCCUGUCAAACGACUGUCACGAAUGUUGCCGGAAAGUACCAGAAACUAUCGUUAGACGGACCCGGUGGUGCUGUUUCGUAAGAUUAAUGUCUGCCAGCCCCCUCUACGUGGAAGAAGAGCUGGAACGCAAAUGGAACAGGUGUUUCUCGGACGCUCUCAUCAAAUUUGCCGGCGGAAUUCUAAUGGGGUCCGUGUUUUCGGUACUGUUUUUGAGGCGACGCAGGUGGCCAAUCCUCAUGGGCGCCGGGUUCGGCCUAGGUAUGUCCUAUUCGAACUGCGAGAAGGAUUUGAACGCGACGGUGCGUGCUUGUUAUUACGCCAGUGCGGCGGAAGAGUAGCCACCCCGCCUAGUUUAGUGCCGUAAAGUGUUUUGUGUGCGUAAUUAUUCAAUAAAAG
This is a messenger RNA of Cylas formicarius (sweet potato weevil), 456 nucleotides long. Its product is annotated as MICOS complex subunit Mic10-like. The transcript has a single exon. NCBI's taxonomy places the organism in Eukaryota, Metazoa, Arthropoda, Insecta, Coleoptera, Brentidae. Gene Ontology annotation, cellular component: mitochondrion; mitochondrial inner membrane; MICOS complex. Bases 147 to 398 code for a protein of 83 amino acids. The record is from RefSeq and is a predicted model, not a curated record.